AUGCAGCGGGAAGAGUGCAUCUACAACCUCAUCCCCAAGGUGGUCGUCGCGCCGGAGAAGCCCAAGCGGUACCACUCGACGCACGACCCACAGACGCAGCCAACCGCAUCGACGUUCGGCCUCCACGGCAAGACCAAGCUGCUCGGGUCCAACCUCGGGCCCGAGAAGCCCAAGAGCCCACCUGAGAAAGCCAAGACGUUUGGGAAGCUCCCCGAGCAGCCCAACCCGAAGGACUUUAUCAAGAAGCAGUCCAAGUGCAAAAUGCCAGAGUCCAAACCGACCCGCUUCAACUACAAUGGGCCCAAGAAGGCCGCUGUCGUCAAGGCCGACGAGAAGCCCGUGAUGGGUCUCAAGACGUCCAAGAACUUUAUCACGGCCAACGCGGUCGAGGCCAUUCUCGACGUGCCUGGCAACCGCGCCCGCGCCAAGAAGGAGCCGCCCGUGUACCGCCACAAGCCCGACUUUGGCAAGGUGCCCGAGUACCUCGGCGAGGUCAAGCAAGAGAUCGAGCAAGAGAACGAAAUGAUUGAAGAGUUUGUGCGUCAAAACAAAAACAUCCUCGCCGACCAAGAGCCCAAGGUCGAGCCCUUGGACGACGACGAGCGCGCCAAGCUCAUCUCGGCGCUCAAGGCCAAGUGGGACCACGUCAACCAAAAGUACCAAAAGCUCUGCCACAACGUGUCGUUCGACACGCAGGGCAAAGUGCGGCGAAAGGAGACGUACGAGAAGGAGCUCACGCAGCUCGAGAAGGACAUUGAGCUGCUCUCCAAGGGCGGCGUCGCAAUCGUCCGCGACUACUAG
Saprolegnia parasitica CBS 223.65 is the source of this 801-nucleotide messenger RNA. RefSeq lists its product as hypothetical. Gene Ontology annotation, molecular function: calmodulin binding. NCBI's taxonomy places the organism in Eukaryota, Oomycota, Saprolegniomycetes, Saprolegniales, Saprolegniaceae. The record is from RefSeq and is a predicted model, not a curated record. Bases 1 to 801 code for a protein of 266 amino acids. The transcript is spliced from 3 exons.